AGCCCACGUGGGAGGCGGGGAGGGGCCCGCUGUGGUUCCGCUCCCUGGUUCUGGAUAGUCUUUUCGAUUGAGUCCGGACCAUUGGUCCCCUUCUCCGUACUGGGGAGCCGAGAGCGGGCACCGGCGGGAGUGAGCGCUCCUGAUGACGCUGCAGGGGCAAUGGCCAUGGCACUACUCUGGGCCGUCGGGGUCUCGAGUUGGGGUUGCUCGGGUCGCCACCUCGCGCGUCAUUUCUCCCGAGCGGCGGGGCGUGAGGAGCGGCCAGGCGGGGAGGAGCUGAGACGCCUGCUGUUGGAUGACCUGGCGCCGACCCCGCGCUCUGAGCGGGGACUGGAACUUCUGUUUGGCCUGUCCCCUUGUCUGCUGGCCCUGCGGGCCGCCCGUCGCCGCGUGGCCAGGCUCCUGCUCCAGGCCGGCAGGUCCGGGUUGCAGGGAGAGCGGGCCGAGCUGCUCCGGGUGGCAGAGGCGCGGGACAUCCCAGUUCUGCGACUCAGACGGCAGAAGCUGGACGCCGUGUGCCGCUCCCAGGUCCAUCAGGGCGUCUGCAUGGAGGUCAGCCCGCUGAAGCCUCGGCCUUGGACGGAGGUCGGGGAGGCGAGGCCAGGCGACGACCCCCAGCAGCUGUGGCUCGUCCUCGAGAGGCUCCAGGAUCCCCGCAAUCUUGGGUCCGUGCUGCGUUCUGCUCACUUCCUCGGAGUGGAUAAAGUCAUCACCACCGGGAGAAACAGCUGCCCGCUCACUCCAGUAGUCAGCAAAGCCAGCGCCGGGGCUAUGGAGGUGAUGGACGUGUUCUCCACUGAUGACCUAGCCGGUUUUCUACAGGCCAAAUCCCGGCAGGGCUGGCUUGUGGCUGGCACAGUGAGCUGCCCAGGGCCUGAGAUUUCCCUGUCCUCUGAUAUCCCCAUCACUAGCUGCUUGGAGUUCCUCUGGGAGCGGCCUACUCUCCUAGUGCUGGGGAACGAGGGCUCUGGCCUGUCCCUGGCAGUUCAAGCCUCCUGCCAGCUUCUCCUUACCAUCCUGCCCGGCCGCCAGCUGCCUCCUGGACUUGAGUCCUUGAAUGUCUCUGUGGCUGCAGGAAUUCUUCUUCACUCCAUUUGCAGCCAGAGGAAAGGUUCCCCUGGGGAAGGGAAGAGAGAGCACCUUCUCCAAGACCCCCGAGAACCCUCCACCACAUCAGAAGGGCCUGGACUGGCGCAGCACCCAGGACUGUCCUCAGGAUCAGAACAAGAGAAGCAGAAUGGGAGCUGACUUGGACUGAGUUGUGUGUGCUUGAGGGCACACAUACUCUCACCCUCAAAUGUGCUGGUCUCUUACCCGAGUGUGCACCCAGGUCCCUGUUUACUAACCACUGUCUUGGGGGGCAGGGAGCUCUGCAGAAGAGACCAGAGGAAGGUUGUUUCCUGAUUUGAUUUUGGCCUUGUGGUUGGAGGUGGAGGCUUGUUCAUCUCCAGGAUGUCCUGGGCCCUGCCUGGAUGUCAAGACAUCAGAAGGGAAUUGGGCAGGCCAGUCCAGGUGUCCUGUUCCUCUUGAACCAGUGUGAGAAUGUAGAGAGAGGCCCGGGUUUCUCUUGUGGAUAAGACAGGUAUAAAUCCAGGCUCAAACCCUGCCCCAGUGGGGGCUUCCUCCUUUUGCGCCUGCCUUGCCAGGGGUCUUUGUGAGGAUCAAAUAAAAUCACCUGGGCCGCUGUGUCCUAUUCCUUCA
This is a messenger RNA of Lutra lutra (Eurasian river otter), 1701 nucleotides long. It is a transcript of the gene MRM1, whose product is annotated as mitochondrial rRNA methyltransferase 1. Gene Ontology annotation, molecular function: RNA binding; RNA methyltransferase activity. Gene Ontology annotation, biological process: rRNA methylation. The coding region runs from base 160 to 1248 and encodes 362 amino acids. The record is from RefSeq and is a predicted model, not a curated record. Gene Ontology annotation, cellular component: mitochondrion. Lineage: Eukaryota; Metazoa; Chordata; Mammalia; Carnivora; Mustelidae. The transcript has 5 exons.